CAUUCAACCAAACCGCGCCGCUGGCUGUUCAGUGUUGAAGGGACAUUUAAACGAUAUCUCAUGAUCCCAUGUCUUAUUCUGACAUAAGAGUAGGCGUUUGUGGCGUUUUCGUUGCAUAGGCGCGACAACAGAGACUCGAAAUGCGUUCUUUGUUGUUUACGAACGAUUCAUGUUCAAGCAAAGGGUGACUGAAACUGCUUUCACUCAUGCGGACGCGGAUUCGUAAGUGGCUGGAGAUAAACACCAGAUAGCCAGUCCAGAAAGUACAUACAUACAUUAACAAUGACGGGAUUAGAGAGCGAAUCGUUAUCUGUUUGACCAAUUGAACCGAUCAAAGUGCAAACAAGAGUAACGAGAGGCUUCUGUCAGGGAAGGUGAGGAAGAGGAUUCGUUUGCUACAGGGAUCACUAAAAUUGGCCACUUAAUGGGAACAGAUAACGUUACAGAGUUAAAGGGGAAGGAGAACAAGUCCCAGUGGAAGGCAUUUAUCGAGGAUAUAAGUGUUUUACAAUGGGUGCUUUCAUUUCUGUUUUUAGGAACAGCCUGUCUGCUGUUUAUGAUCUAUUUGAUGUUCACCUCUCUGUGGCUCAUUCCCACACUCUACUUCUUCUGGCAGAUCUAUGAUUGGCACACACCCGAAAGAGGUGGCAGACGAACAAAAUUUGUGAGAAACUGGGAAGUAUGGAAACACUACAGAGACUAUUUUCCUGUGAAGCUGGUAAAGACUGCUGAAUUGAAUCCCAAUAAGAACUAUAUUAUGGGUUGUCACCCCCAUGGCAUCAUGUGUGUCGGAGCCUUCUCGUGUUUCAGCACAGACCGUAAUGGAUUUAAGGAAACCUUUCCUGGAAUACGCCCCACGCUUGCAAUCCUGGCUGGACUUUUCCGCCUUCCUCUCUUCAGAGAAUAUAUUUUGUCUGCAGGUCUGUUGCCUGUCAGUAAGGAGAGUUUAGAUUACUUGCUGAGCCGUACUGGUGUGGGUAACGCUGUGAUCAUCAUCAUUGGUGGGGCAGAGGAAUCACUUACCUCAUCUUCAGGAGUAAACACUGUGGUCAUGAAACACAGGAAGGGUUUUGUACGACUGGCCCUUGAACACGGGGCUGACCUGGUUCCUGUGUACUCCUUUGGUGAGAACGAGCUUUUCCCACAGGUGGUUCUGUCUGAGGGCAGUAUGGGCCGACGGCUGCAGGCACUUUUUAAGCAGAUUAUGGGUUUUGCUCCAUGUCUCUUCACUGGGGGUCGCUGGCUGCUUCUGCCGUACAGACGUCCUGUCACCACUGUGGUGGGCAGUCCCAUUACUGUGCCUCAGGUUGACAGUCCUUCUCAGGAACAGGUGGAUCAUUACCACAGUUUAUACAUGAAGGCUCUGACUGAACUUUUCCACCAACAUAAAACCAACUAUGGACUGGCUGACACACACAAACUGCGCUUUAUAUAGAAAUGUUGGAGAGCACAAAGUUAUUGAAACAGCUGCCAGAAUAAUGAUGUGGGACAGAUACAAGAAGAGGAGAACAUACUCAUUUCUGUGCUGUUUUUGUGUGAAUGUUUUAGUCUUUUGGUUCUAAGCACAGAGUGAACCAAAUGAAUGAAUGCAAUUUAGGGUCUUAAUCAGAACAAUGCUCUCAUCAUAUGGAGCUCAAUACGCGCUGUAAACAAACGCACACGCACACCAAACUUUAGUCAUCCAAAAAGAAAGGAUUUACCACCUUUAUCACAGUGACAAAAUGCUGGAAAUGUAAAACAUGUUGGUGUUCAAAAUGAAAAAAUGUAUGAAGAGUAUUGAAAGGAAAUGGUAUUUUUAAAAAGUAUGAAAAUAUAAUUUGAUGAAUUUAAAGUAAAAGAAUGAAAUUAAAGAGCAUCAAAAAAAAAAAAAAAUAUAU
Messenger RNA from Labeo rohita (rohu), 1877 nucleotides. It is a transcript of the gene mogat3b, whose product is annotated as monoacylglycerol O-acyltransferase 3b. The transcript has 8 exons. NCBI's taxonomy places the organism in Eukaryota, Metazoa, Chordata, Actinopteri, Cypriniformes, Cyprinidae. Gene Ontology annotation, biological process: triglyceride biosynthetic process. Bases 425 to 1435 code for a protein of 336 amino acids. Gene Ontology annotation, molecular function: diacylglycerol O-acyltransferase activity. The record is from RefSeq and is a predicted model, not a curated record. Gene Ontology annotation, cellular component: endoplasmic reticulum membrane.